GUCACAUGGAAAAUGCAACCUGCAGUAGCUGCUUCACUACCAAUCACACAACAUUAACAAACCCAGACAGUGCAUGCUAAUACAGCGUGCUACAGACUUCGAAUUUCAUUAAUUUUACAUCCGCAAUGUCAAAUCUGUAAGAAACACAGGCAAAAUUCAUAGAUUGUGCCAAACGGGAAACAACAUUACGGUCAAAUACAGUUAUCGUGGCCUCUUCCUGACUCCAGCUCGGAGGCUGUUUUGGGCUGAAAACCAGCGGCAGCAGGGUCUUCAUAGGCUAGCGUCGGGCUAGCCAGCUAGCUAGCUAGCUACUAAAGUCGCUCACGGUAGUUGGCUAGCUGGCGAGCUGUGGUUACUUACGUCAUGGAUGAACAAGUCGUUGAAGUGAGGGGAACAAGUGGGGCAUUUUAUAAGGCCUUUGUGAAGGAUGUUCAAGAAGGAUCCGUCACUGUGGCAUUUGAAAACAACUGGCAACCAGAACGUCAGAUCCCUUUCCAGGAUGUGCGUUUUCCUCCUCCAACAGGGUUCUGCAAGGAAAUAAAUGAAAGUGAUGAGGUCGAGGUGUAUUCCAGGGCUAACGACAAGGAGCCAUGUGGCUGGUGGCUGGCCAAGGUCCGCAUGGUCAAAGGAGAGUUUUAUGUCAUAGAGUAUGCCGCAUGUGAUGCUACAUUAAACGAGAUAGUGACGCUGGAGCGGUUACGGCCGGUCAACCCAAAUAAACCAGCCAACAAAAACACCUUCAUCAAGAUCAGACUGGAUGUACCAGAGGAUCUACGACAGAUGUGCUCCAAGGAAUCGGCACACAAAGACUUUAAAAAGGCUGUGGGAGCAUUCAGUGUCACCUACGACUCCGAGAAAAAGCAGCUGGUCAUUUUGUCUGUGAACGAGGUCACAACAAAGCGGGCCAAUAUGAUGAGUGACAUGCACUUCAGAAGCCUUCGCACCAAACUGUCUCUCAUGCUGAGGAACGAAGAGGCCAGCAGACAACUGGAGAGCUCAAGGCAGCUGGCGUCACGGUUUCAUGAACAGUUUGUGGUUCGGGAUGAUCUGAUGGGUCUAGCCAUCGGGACUCAUGGGGCCAACAUUCAGCAAGCGAGAAAAGUCCCCGGAGUUACUAACAUAGACCUGGAUGAGGAGACCUGCACCUUCCACAUAUAUGGAGAGGAUCAGGAGGCUGUCCGUAUGGCCAGGAGCUACCUGGAGUUCUCUGAAGACGUCAUCAAAGUUCCCCGGAACUUAGUAGGGAAGGUGAUAGGCAAAAAUGGCAAACUGAUCCAGGAAGUGGUUGAUAAAUCUGGUGUGGUGCGUGUUCGUAUUGAGCCUGAGAGUGAUAAAAAGCCCCUGGCGGCUGCAGGUGUGGCGGCGGCGGCGGCAGCAGCGGCGGCGGCAGUGACGGUGGCAGCAGGAGCAGCAGAAGAUGAUGAGGGAAUGGUUCCAUUUGUAUUCGUUGGGACAAAGGAGAGCAUCACCAAUGCCACGGUCCUGCUGGACUAUCACCUGAACUAUCUAAAGGAGGUGGAUCAGCUUCGUCUGGAGCGCCUUCAGAUUGACGAGCAGCUCAGGCAGAUAGGAGGAGGAGGAGGUGGAGGAGGAGGGACAGGGCCUCGGAACCUCAAAGACAAGACCUACGUGUUUGAUAAUGGCAUGGGGGGGCUGGGGAGUGGUAGAGGAGCUGGAGGAGGAGGGAAGCCCUAUGCAGGAGGAGGAGGAGGAAGAGGAGGCCGCGGGCGAAGAGGCGGUGGUGCAGCUUUUGCCUCAGGCACCAAUUCAGAGGCGUCUAACGCAUCAGAGACCGAGUCCGACCACAGAGAGGAGCUCAGUGAUUGGUCGCUAGCCCCCACCGAGGAGCUAAUGACCGGAGGCGGGACACUGCCAAGACGAACAGACGGGAGAAGGAGAGGGGGCGGAGGAGGGCCGCGAGGCAGAGGGGGGAGAGGAAGAGGAGGGGGAGGUUAUAAAGGUGACGACAUCCAGUGGAGCGACCCGAGACCUCGUCAAGUUAGAGACUCCAAGCCAAGAGGGCCGGAAGACACACUACAGAUCCGCGUGGACAGUAACAAUGAGCGCAGCGUGCAGCACUCCUCAGGAGGCCGAGGAGGAGGUCCCAACUCAUCCCAGGCUGGCAUCAGUGCUGGCAGCGAGGGCCCAUCUCGCCAUCACCAUCAGAGACCCGUCAGGGACCGAGGGAUGAAGAAGGAAAAACAGGACGCUCCUCCGCUGGUGAAUGGAGUGUCGUAGAAACACCACUGGAGGACCUUCUCACUCAGAGAACCACACUCAGAAACACACACGCGACCAACCCCGUCGUAAACCAUCAUAGAGUCUCUUUGGCUUUUUUCUUUCUCUGUUGUUGUCAAACACGCAGGUACACAUAUUUUUCAUCAGCAUGGAAGAGUUCACCUCUGUGAAGCUGUAGACCGGAGGUGAUCUGGUUUCUGUUUGGUCUGCUUUGUUGACUUCUGAGUGGCCUGGACUGGAUUUCUUCUUGACUGGUCUGGUUUCUCCUGUUCUUGAUUGAUUCAAAACUUAAAAAAAAAAAAAACUACCACUUUGGUAAAAAAAAGUAGACUACAGCUCAUCACUCACAGAGGCAUAACGUCAAACGUGCUCCCCUAUCCAUUAAAGGCUAAACUUUGUUUAUUUGUUUUUUUUUUCAUUGACCUGAAAUUUCUCACAUCAAAAUAAAAUCAAACGAAUCAAGGAAAUCAUACUGUGAUGAGGAAACAAGAACCCAGGGCCCUUCCAGAAAAGGAUUUGAAUUAAGGAACAGAAAAUAACUUGCACUCAUAUUAUAGCUAACGUCAAAAAACGUGAGCAGGAUGAAAUGUGCCACUCCCACGGCACACUUUGACUGUGUGUCGACUGGAGGUGUUUACUGCCCCCCCAACACUUGGCAAUCGUAACAGAACAUUGCUGAGAAGAAAGUCCAUUCAGCAACUUCCAGGUGCUUUUCCAGAGAGACUUUGAAACUUUCUUGAUUCAUUCCAAAACCCCUUUUUUCAGAAGUUGCAGAUGUGUUUUGGUGUCACCUUGAGACGUUGGGGGGUGGGGGGUGGGGGGGGGACCCAGAUCCUCCAGACUAAGAGAAGAUGUUUUCAGCACUUAGCUUUUUCCUCUUUCUUUUGUUUUUUAAGAUAGUUCUUCUAGCCCUGAUCAUUGUGUCUAAAUCCUAAUUGCCUUUGGGAUCAGCAAAGAGGAGAGAGUUUCAAUGUUGCAGAUCGAAAUGCACACAGGUAUGCAAAGGCAAUGAAUUUUUCAACAAGUACUUGUUCCAUCAUUGAUGUCAUCUGUGUUUUGUUAACUCAGUUAUGUAGAACUUCAGUCUCCCCGACUGUGUGACCAAGCUUUCAUUCAGCAGCAUACUAGACCAAUGUGGAGACAUAAAUCUGAGGCACAGCAGAGGCAAAGAUACCCACUACUCAGACACUCCAACGGGCUACAACAUGUCAGUUACCAGGGUUCCUUUUCAAAUGAAUUACUUUUCAUUAGGGCCCGACCGAUAUGUGAUCUUUGGGGCCGAUAGCGAUGUCGAUAUCAAGGAGAUAAAAAAACCUGAUACCGAUAUAUCGGCUGACAUCUUUCUUAGAUCUGUAGAGAUAGAAAGACAUAGAUGUACACAUUUAUUGUGUAAAUCCCUCAAAUGCAAUUAUCAAACACUUGUGGAAAAGAUGUAAAAUAAACACAAGAUGGUCACUUAACUGGAGAGUAACCAUAUAUGUGCAUCACUGCUUGACACUCUGGAGAGUGAUGAUGCUUGUUGUAGUCCAUAUAGCGCACUCUGCUGGUGACAACUAGAAAGAGCGCUACUAGUUAAAUACAAUGAUACUCAAAUUAAAUGCUAUUUGAUUGAUGAAUAAAUCUAGUAAUAUCAGUGCAUACAUGCGAUAAGAUUAGCCGAUACCGAUAUUCACUGGAUAUUCUCAUAUCGGCCGAUAUUAUCGACUGGCUGAUUAAUCGGUCGGGCUCUACUUUUCAUGUGAUCAGUUGACUAAGACAACAGUCCCUGUGAAUUCACUUUAAAUUGUCUUCUGUAUGUGAGCACUGAUGAAACAUGGACCAUUUAGCCCCCACAGACCCCUUGUUGUAUUGAGAACCUGCAGCACAGACCUCAGAGGGGCUGGUGGGACAGGAAACAGCCUAAAUGUCUUCUCCAAGCUGACCGAGAAAGUUACUGUAAACAUGUUUGAAAUUAGGCUGCAUGAGGAUUAUACAGAAAGAAGAUUCAAUUGUUUUUAUUUAUGGAUUCAUUCCUCGCGAGCUUCUACUGUCCAGGGUGAAACUGUGAACACGGAUCCAUUGCAGUCAUACGUGACUCCUUUUAAAUAUUUACUUCAGAACACAUACGAGGCAGCAGCAUUAUUCCUGCUUCAAACAUAUCUGUGCUGACACGGAUGAGUAGUUUACACCAAUAACGCUCUACGGAUUGGCCUCCACAAUUAUGGGAAUCAAACAAACAAACAAAAAAAGAGAAGCUACUGUAAAUGUGAAUAAUUCAUACCAUGUAGCACCGCUAAAGGAAUAAUCAAUUCAGUAUAAGAUGUCUAGAACACAGAUUCAGACUUUAUAUUCCCAAACGGUGUACAGUCAUUAAAUAAACAGUCAUCAAUAAAACUUUGUUGUACAGAGAAUCCAAGCUGUUGUGAUACAUAUGUUCUGAUAUACAGUAUGUUUGUAGUACCCUUCUGCACUGGCUCUCCUUUUUAUACAGGGAGGGGCUUAUUUUUCAAUAUCUCCUUGGAAACGGCCGGUUAAAAGGAUCCCCCACUAGACUGAUGGGAGCCUUUUGAAGUCUCUACUGGGGGGUUUCACACCGAGAAGGCUUAGCCUGUGAUCUGGACUUUUCUUUGCUUGAUUAGAUCGACAUCUGUUCUACAUCUUAAUGAGUACAGUGACAAUUCGCUUCUCAGACAAACUUGAUGAGGUUGAAAGAUUAAGGCAGCAUCAUCAUGAAUGUAGUCGGGUGAUCACAGAAGCUUUUCUUUAAUUUAUACAAACUUUUUGUACUUCACUGUUUUGUUUUGCAGCUAGAGAACCUGUUUGAAGUGUUGUAGAAGAAACGUUUCACCGACGUAUACCUUUACUAAAUAAACCUUUGCUCUCAGCUUUUCUCUUCCUGGUUUUCAAACUGAUGUGGGGCUGAUAAGCCUUCUUAUCUAACUGUUGUCAUUCAUCUUAUAUUGUUCUUUUCUCUUGCCUAUUUUUGUGUAAAUAGAGAGGAGGGUCUCUGACUUUGAGUCACAAUAAAUUGUUAUCUUUGAAACCAUAAA
Molecule: messenger RNA, 5267 nt
Organism: Labrus mixtus (cuckoo wrasse)
Lineage: Eukaryota; Metazoa; Chordata; Actinopteri; Labriformes; Labridae
Gene: fmr1
Product: fragile X messenger ribonucleoprotein 1
Exons: 15
Coding region: 364-2238 (624 amino acids)
Biological process (GO): positive regulation of translation; regulation of filopodium assembly; regulation of alternative mRNA splicing, via spliceosome
Cellular component (GO): membrane; dendritic spine; growth cone
Molecular function (GO): translation regulator activity; protein homodimerization activity; mRNA 3'-UTR binding
Source: RefSeq, a predicted model, not a curated record